This is a messenger RNA of Exaiptasia diaphana, 2965 nucleotides long. Its product is annotated as protein mono-ADP-ribosyltransferase PARP12. Gene Ontology annotation, molecular function: NAD+ poly-ADP-ribosyltransferase activity; metal ion binding. Lineage: Eukaryota; Metazoa; Cnidaria; Anthozoa; Actiniaria; Aiptasiidae. The transcript is spliced from 5 exons. The record is from RefSeq and is a predicted model, not a curated record. Bases 135 to 2294 code for a protein of 719 amino acids.
UGCUUCACUUCUCGGAAAAGCUCACCUGGAUUUCUUCGUGGAAUAAAAUGUACCAGCUCACAUAAAGUUGAUCUUUGACGCUAGGGAACUAUCUUAAAGUAGGAUAACUUUCACUUAUUUCGAUCGAGGCAGCUAUGUCAAAGAAGCCAGGUAGCCGGAAGAACAAGGCAGCGAUGGAACUCUUCACCAUCGUCUGCAAAAACGGUGGAGUUAUGGAUUUAGAACAAGCAGUAUCUGCUCUUAGACGUCAAAAUUAUGAAGAAAUUAACCGUCAUAGAGGAGCGGCAAAGUUUAUCGAGACAUACUUUUCGAAGAUUCUCAAAGUUCAGAGAGAUCAGACGCGUACCUUCGUGGAAGCCAUUAUUCCACUUGCUUUCUGUCAAGACGCUGCCAAGGGGAGCUGUCCCAGAGGACGUCAGUGUACGAAUUUGCAUUUAUGUCCUCAUAACAUCAAGGGAACGUGCAAAUUUAAAGAAAAAUGCCGUCUUUCUCACAAUAUCAGGGGUGAGCAUACAAUGUCCUUGCUGCAAGCCAUCGAACUUGGUGAGAUAGAUGAUUCACUAUGGCGCGAACUUCUUCAAAAGAUUUUAGCUGACACAGAAAUUGAACGCGGCGCAGCAAGCCAUGCAGUUCCCAAUAUAUGCAAGUUCUACAACAACGAAGGAGGGUGCACUAAAAAUGAAAAAUGUCCAUUUUUGCACGUGUGCCGCCACUUUGUAGAUGGUGAUUGCAAAUUUGGAUUUGAGUGCAAGAGAAUUCAUUACCUCACAAGGGAUUCUCAUAACAACGAAAUCUUAAAAAAAUUUGGCAUGGGAAAUUUGCCACUACAGCAUCUUUUAACUCUUUUGAAGAGAGGAGAAAGAAAGCGGACCUCCAGUUCAAGCUCGGAUUCUUCUCUUCAUUCAGGCGACAGCCUCUUGUCACCACACGCCAAGUCACACCCAAAGACCCCAUUGAUGAUGGCGCCAACAUUUCCAGCAAUUCAGCCCCCAACUGCAUCUGUCAACCACCAAGGCAAAGAAAUAUGUGGUUUCCACCUAAAAGGGAAAUGCAACUACGGUGAAAAGUGUUUAAAUCUGCACAGAGAUCUUCCAUACCAAUGGCAAUACCAGGAAUAUUCCAGCAACUGGCUGGACUUUCCUGAGGAUUCAARUAUAAUGGCCGAAGACCAUUAUUGUAGCUUGAGUUCCACAGUGAAACCCUUUUACAUCAGUGGUAAACCUUACCAAGUUUGUUUUGAUGAAAUGGUGGCAGAUCCUCUUAUGGGACAGCCUAAGCUUAAAUUGAGGAGAGUAUCAACACAGUCUUCAGAAGAAGCACCACCAGGCCAUAUAUUCAGUACUCAUUGGUUUUGGUAUUGGAAAGAUGAACAUGAUGACUGGCUGUCAUAUGAUUCACCAGGAAGUGGGAUUGAAGCCAACACAACAUGCAGCAAGUCAUUGGAAAAAGACUAUCUGCAAGGAAAGGAAAGUCACAGUUUCAGUGCUGGAAGACAUAGUUAUAUCCUCUACUACAAGAAAAUGUUCCAGCGAAAUGUCAAGUUCUUAACAGAAAGAGGUGUCAUGAGAAGACCAGAGUUUGUUGCAAAAGACAAAAUGAAGGAAAUUGCCCAAAGGCGACGCGAAGCUCUAAAGGAGAAACUGAGGAAUCGAAGUUCCAGUACCUCAUCCCUUACAUCAAGCUCUGAGAGUAGUUUACCCCCACACUGGUCUCCUAUGGAAGAAAAGGGAGACUUUUGCCUGGAAUCCUUGUCUGUAACCUCACAGGAAUACAAUGAUGCAGAGCGGAAAUUCCAGGAAACAAUGAUAACACCAAAAACUAUAGUUACAAUUGAAAGGAUACAGAAUCCUGAUUUAUGGAUUGCUUUUGUUCAGAAGAAAGGAAGAAUGACGUCCAAGGCUUCGGGAACACCUCCAGCCGAACGAACACAGUUGUUCCAUGGAACAACUUCUGACGUCCGCAAUGCAAUAUGCCAGCAGGGAUUCGAUUGGCGCAUGUGUGGUAAACAUGGUACACUUUACGGAAAAGGAAGCUACUUUGCCUGCCAAGCAAGCUACUCCCAUCGUUACACUAAACAGCAUGACGGCAGCCUGCGUUAUAUGUUCGUGGCUAGAGUAUUAGUUGGGGCCUAUGCCUUGGGGAAUCGAGAUUUGACCAGACCGCCCCCAAAAGAUCCCAGCAAUCCUCACGGGGAAUUGUUCGAUUCGUGCGUCAACGAUGUGGUUAUUCCAAGUAUUUUUGUGAUUUUUGAGAACAGCCAGGCCUAUCCUGAGUAUCUGAUUACGUACAAAUAGUAAGGGAAUUGGGAGGCUAAGGAUGCAUGGGAACCUCCAUCCCGCCAUCAAAAGGAUUUAUGCUUCAUGCAUGGAGCAGAUUUUAUAUUAAUGUGGUAGAACGACGGCACUUUCACACAACCUCACUAUUAAUUAAUACCGCGACAGUGUUGUACUCCGGACAUAGUCCUGGCUUUUACAGAGUCAACCGUCGUUCCUUAGCACAGUGAUACAAAUUCUACUCGUUUGGAAAAAACAAAAAACAAACAAACCAAAAAAGAAAAAAGAAAAGAAAAAAUUCACGCUAAAAUAGAAGAGGGAUGAAAUUCAAACCAAAACUACCUCAUCAACAAACUCGAAUAUUUGACAAAAAAGAAAAAGAAAGAAAGAAUACAUUAAUAAAUAAAUAAAAAAKAAAAAAAAGAAAACGGACAAAAGAAAAGACAAAUAGAACGAAAAAAUAAAAUAUUUCAACACAGUAAUGGUAAUACAAGAAUAGAAUAAAGUAAGAAAGUUAGUAUAGAAUCACCGCCACGAGAAACCCUAGAGAAAAAAUAGAGUCGUGUGCUUUCAUUUUGAACAUAUUUAUACUUGGGGAAGCGUCCAAAGAUAUUUUCCAUUUUGAUAUGAGCUUUACUGGUUUAUAGUGAUGUAGGAUAUGUGAGGAUUUAUUAAUAAAACUGCUGAUGCCA